AUGCCAUCUCAACUCAAUAAACCAAAACCAUUGAGCCUAAGCUCAUCUCCUGCAAGACCCACGAGCUUGUAUGUCACUCCACCACUCGAGUUAUCUGACGAUGAAGAAGGAGAAGACUAUCACAACGUCGAACAACUUCUGAGUAGGGCACUGACACCACUAAGUUCAGUGAAGUCGACCGAUACCUUCAAGCAACAAGAACAACAACAACAAUCUCAAAUACUCCAACAACAAAUAACUACAAAACUUCCAUCGUUAACGAUAUCGACACCACCAGUUACGCCAAAGGAGGAUGACUUGGGUUUUUUCAAACCGCCCCCCAAAAGAUCCCCUUCAGGAACCAAUUUACAACUUGAUGGUGACAGGACUACAUCUGAGCCAAGCUCGCCAUCUUCAAGCACAUCAAAGAGAAUUUUGACAUCACCGGCACGUUUCAUGAAGCGUCUUUCACAAAGAUUGAGAAGUGGAUCAGAAUUGGAUCUAGCAAAGAGACCUGCAACUAACGCUGCAAAUACAAGUGUCACUCCACUUUCUCCAAUUUCGAACAAGUUUGAGCCAAGAUCCGUUUCAUUCGAAAAGUGCCCCACAACACCAGGAGAAGAAGAAGAAGAAGAAGAAAACCAGAGCGUAAAUCUAAAAUCCACAAAUUCAGUUAGAGUUCGGAUAUCGCGACCUCAAACACUACAUUCACCAUUGACGACGCCACUGAGAAAUGAAACCAAAAUUUGUAACGUGAGUGAGCUGGGAUCACCACAACCACCACAAGGACUGGAAUUGUUUAAAAGUAUCCUGAUGGAAUCGCCAUUAGCACAAUUAUCCCACUCGUCGCUUACAUCAUCUGUUAAUACUAGUGAUGCUACAAAAGUUAACCUUCAACAAUCUCCAUCUACAGACCUUGGUGAGCAAGUUGAGCUUCCUCGAAUUGAUGAUGAUUUUUCCGGGUUUUUCGAUUCAACUUUUGCAUCUAACGAUUCAAUGAUUUCCAUUGAUAACGCAUACAAUUUUGCUGACAAACACAUGAGCAUAGGAGGAGAGUCUGACAUAUUUCGCACACCACCACAAUAUCGAGGAUCAAAAACUUCAGAUCUGAGAGCACUAGAUGAAAUAUUACCGUCCACGCUCAAACGGGAAAGGCCUAGUCUGUGUGUACAGACGACAUCUCCCAUCCAGUCACGAAUCUCACAAGCUAGUUGUUCACCGGUUGAACCUAGCCCUUUCCUUAGACUCAAUAUAUUCCUUGAAGACUCACAAUCAACCCCGCCUCUUGCAACAAUAAACGCAACAGCACCAGGUUCGAGAGGUUCCGGAUCACCAGUUGAGCCAUCACCGUCAUCGACAUCGUCCUCUGCAUCAGACCAUCAUGACUUUAUUGCCAUCAAACUUCGGAAGGAUAAACUACAAGAUAUCAAUGAGUUGGUGAAUGUCAUUAUGUUCAAGAUUAUGAGUAAAAAACCCAACAUACGAGCCAAUGAUAUCUAUUUAAGCAUAUUCUUUAAAGAUCUGCAUUUAAAACCUAUAUUGUUGAGAGAACCAAGGAGGAAAAAACGUUGUCAAAGCAGCUCUAAGGAGAUGCUGAUUGACGAUGGUGGCUUAUUGUUGGAUUAUGUCCAGUUGAAGAGGAAAUUAUACAUUAGGGCACAAUUUUGA
Messenger RNA from Lodderomyces parapsilosis, 1647 nucleotides. RefSeq lists its product as uncharacterized. The record is from RefSeq and is a predicted model, not a curated record. NCBI's taxonomy places the organism in Eukaryota, Fungi, Ascomycota, Pichiomycetes, Serinales, Debaryomycetaceae. Bases 1 to 1647 code for a protein of 548 amino acids. The transcript has a single exon.